UCACUUAUCGACCUGCCGGGCGGGUAGUGUCGAUCGGGUCUGUUCGUUAGGGAGCUCGAACCAACUCUUGGGAACGACCGCUUACGGCAUAGCAUGCUAGGAACUUUAUUCUACCAUGCAUCUUCCAUGCAGCCUGGCGAAAUUUCUAUCGUUCAGCUCCUCCCCCUUGAUUUUUCUUCAUCUAUACUCUUCCAUUGGGCUUCUGUACCUGGGAAUUAUUUGGAUGCACCCAUAAUUCCAUCGGCGAAGCGUCCAAGUUCGGUGGCCAUGGGUCGGGCCAGAUCUGAGCGCGGCUCUAGACUCAAGCUGGCUAACCUACGGGGAUGAACCUAGCGGUGUGGAAGUGGGAUGAAUAGAUGCCUAAGCCUAAGCACCCUGGAUCAAUGAGAAAGUCGGGUCCAAGAACUGUUCCGUUCCAGCCUCUUAUUCAUAGCCAUGCUUUUAGUUAAUAAACCAACCCUAUGAUACAAUUCGAGGUUGAAUUCUCGGGAUAAAGUGCAUGCUACCCAAUCCAGUAAGCUGGUUUGCGCAGAAUCCCCCCUGGGCCUGGGGCCUGUGUCACACCCCCACCCGAAAAUGGGCGCGAAGCUUGGAAACUCAGCGCUUUCUGGACUCUCUUUCUCUUCUUCCCUUUUUCCUCCCUUAACCAUUGAUUAUUCUACCCAUUUCCCUUCCCCCAUCCUUUCUUCCCUCUGACGUGAGAGGCAGCCGCCCAAUCCACAAUGGGGACUUUUACGUUCAAAUGGCCUCACAGCGCGAACGAGGUGUUCGUUACGGGUACCUUCGAUGAUUGGGGUAAGACGGUGAAACUGGACCGGGUGGGCGACAUCUUUGCCAAAGAAGUCUCGUUACCGACGGACAAGAAGAUCCAUUACAAGUUUGUCGUGGACGGUAUUUGGACUACCGAUAGCCACGCGCGAGAGGAAAACGACGGACACGAUAACAUCAACAACGUGCUGCUUCCCGAAGACAUUCAAGCCCCGACCCACACCCAAGAAGCUUCCACCCACGACGUCACCACGCCCGCCAUCAUGUCUGGCGUGACCCCCAAUUCUACCACGGCUGCUCUGGCAGCCCAGGUCCCUAAGGAACAAUCCAAUGGUGGCCUCCCGGGAGCUUUCCCUGAGACGCCGGGACAGGAAUCCGAGAAGACCCUGUCUGUCAAUCCCAUUCCCGCCUCGGGUGGCUACGGGAACCCGAUCAAGUUGAACCCUGGCGAUAAGGUCCCGGAUCUCAGCUCCAUCCAUGGCAACACCGUGGAAUCGACCGUGAAGCUCGACAAGGAAUCGUAUGAAAAGGGCGACAGUGUGCCGCUCGGCAGCGCUGGCACUCAGAGUGAUACUGCCGGCUCGAGUGCUUUCACCGUGCCCCCCGUCACCAAGAACCUCAUCCCCGAAUCCAGUCUCCCUAUUGGUGGUCCUGCUCAGCGGGCAGCCCAGGCCGAUCAAGCACAGACGAGCACCGGUGGCCUUGCCCAACAGGCUGCCAUGGCCGACCCCGGUUACACGAUUCAGUCCGCGGCGCCAACCUCCACCACCGCAGCCCUGGCCGCGGAGGUUCCCCUUGAAAAGAACAAGCAGACCAACGGCACUGCCGUGCCUGCCAAUGAUGUUCCCCAGGUCGUGAAGGACUCGAUUGCCGAGGCUCACGAGAACCCCGAGGCGGCUGCCAACAAGGAGGCCGUGGUAGACAAGCAGGCGGUGGAGAGUGAGCUACAGAAGACGGUUCCUUUGGAGGAGUCUGCAGGUGCCCCAGCCCCGACCACUACUGCUGCUACCCAGGCUGUCGCCCCAGCCGUUGCUGGUUUGGCUGUUCCUCCCGUCGACUCCGCUGAUGUUUCUCCGACCUCGACACCUCCUCCCGGCCGCGUCGUACCCGUCACUCCUGCACCUACUUCUGCGCCGGCACCUACCGAAACUCAGACCGCACCGGUCGUGACCACCGGCCUGGCUACUUCCGAGACCGCCGCAAAGUCGACCCCUAGUAAGCCCACCGAGCCAGCUCAGCAAUCCGCCAAUACAUCGGGUGCCGGUGAGCUCCACGCCAAGGAAGACAAGAAGAAGAAGCGUCUGAGUGGAUUCUUCAGUAAGCUUAAGGAGAAGCUGAAGUAGAUGGAGGACGAUCGCAUUCUACUUUUGCAACAUCUACCGAUGAACCACUGUCUCUUUUCGUGGGCGGAUACAUCCCCUUUACCGCUGGCUUGCUUUUAGAUCGCGACCUAAGGGAAGCUAGGAAGAGGAUUUUUAUUUGGGAAAUUGUGUCGAGAAAAUUCGUCUCGACGAGUCGACCAUCAACCCUUGUGACGAUUUGCUUCUUUUUUAUCUUCUUGCUUCUUGUUUGUUCUUUUUGAUCUGGAUACCUCUUCUGCACUGCACUCUCCCUCCCUCUCCCUGCCUCCGCAUUGUAUUCCAGCAAGCCCUUGUGUUUCACUCUGAUUGCAAUGUAUCUUUCUAC
Messenger RNA from Penicillium brasilianum, 2454 nucleotides. The record is from the annotation of a GenBank genome assembly. Lineage: Eukaryota; Fungi; Ascomycota; Eurotiomycetes; Eurotiales; Aspergillaceae.